Messenger RNA from Styela clava, 3722 nucleotides. Its product is annotated as testicular spindle-associated protein SHCBP1L-like. NCBI's taxonomy places the organism in Eukaryota, Metazoa, Chordata, Ascidiacea, Stolidobranchia, Styelidae. Gene Ontology annotation, biological process: spermatogenesis; male meiosis cytokinesis. The record is from RefSeq and is a predicted model, not a curated record. Gene Ontology annotation, cellular component: meiotic spindle.
ACUAAUAAGAAUUGGAAUGAAGAAAGCUAGUGUGAUGCCAAAGAAUAAUCGGUCAUUAGAAAUCACUUGAUAGAAAGACGUUGUCUAAUUUGCAUGUACAUUGGAAUAUGUGGAAAGCACCAUAGUAUUGUAUUUUCUCAACAAAAAGGUAAAAUCAUUGGUACAUAAAACAUGGCGACUGCUGCAGAGCCUACUCAGGUUUCUAAAGACGAAACAGAAAAAACGCUGGAAGACGGAAUUGAAGAAAUUAGGCUGGCAGAGGAUGAUCAACCUGGAACUUCAGGAAUGCCAUCAGCGUCGAUGGCUUUUCGUCAUUUGCCUAGAAUUGUAAGAUCUACUUCCAUCUCUCCACAAGCCAGAUAUGAAAUAUUUUGCAAAGAGUUUAGGAUUGCGGAUUGUAGACCUUCACAGGUAUUGAACAGAGUUCAUACCUAUAUUGAGGAACGAUUAAUGGGAAGAAAAUGGCUUGCAUUAUGGAGGGGAACCUAUGACAACAGUUUUAGGCAUUCGAUUGAUAUUCUGGUUGAGGUUGAUGAUGUUUGCAGUGACCAAGCACAUGUUUCUUUAUUUGAACCCCUAAUGUGUUCUGGUGCUGGUCUUCCACAACAUGUAGUUGAAGCACAAUUGGAAGAACUCGAUCACACUGUAGAUAUUGUUGAACUUCAUCCAAUAACAUUGAGAGAUGAUGAUCCUGAUAUGGAUGACAAAGAUCUAGAAAAUGAAGAAAUGGAAAUCAAAGAGAUUGCUGCUAUUGUUGAAAACGUUAGAUUCUUUUUUGAACAUCUUCGUCGAGAUUGGGAUGAUGAAGAUGAAGGAGAUCAGGCAUUUGAUGCCUAUUUACGUGCCCGAUUACAAUUAUACUAUGAUGUUGUAACUGGAUGUGUACCCGCACCUCUAGUUGCCAGAUACAAUCGUACAAUGGCUAAGUAUAUUGUUCGAAGAAAAGAGCUUCUUGACUACCAGUCUCGAAUUCAAGGAGAAGGAGAACCAACAAAUGCUGAAGCAGUUGAAUGCUGGAGAAAAUAUUAUGAAGUUCUCAUGUUGAGUGGUUUGCUACAAAUAUGGGAAACAUUGCAGCUGAGGGCAGAAGGUCCGUGUUUUCCACGAGUACUCAGACGGACAAAAGGAAAGCGUGAUGAUGAUUCCACUGUUAUGCAUCUUGUUACUGAUAUGCUAACUCCUUCCAUGCUCAGAGAUUUUAAAGAUGAUACUGCCAUACUUCAGCACAAGACACCGCAGUCUGCUUUGCAACAAUGUUAUGAGGGUGAUACAAUCAUUUUAUAUCCUGGAAUUCAUAGCGGUGAAGGAUUUCAUGAAUUGACUGAGUCUGUCACCAUAAAAGGUGUUGGGAAAAGGAAGGACAUCAUAGUUGAAGCCAUCACUUAUGAUGACUUAUUUGUCAAUAUAAGUGCAGCUAACGUUACUAUGGAAAAUAUAACUUUUAUUCAAUCUGAAAAUACAGAAGGAGCAUUGAGAGUAGAAAGUGGAUGUGCUGUUGUUACAGACUGCACGUUUAAAUGUGAUGGAACAGGAAUCACUGUACGAGAGGGUGCAAAUCUAACAAUGAAAAAUUGCACCAUUACGGGAACAAGGGGUGCUGCAAUAGAACUGAUGCCAGGAUGUACAGCAACACUUGAAAACAAUGAUAUAACUCACAUACAAGACUCUGAUGAUGACUUUGAUCCUUCAUUUGAUGCAACAGUGGAAAUGAAAGGAAUGGCAAGAAAAGGGGCUGUUCAUUUGCAUGUUGUUGAGCCCCCUAAGGUACAAAUGAUAAAUAACAAAAUAAAAUGUGAGGGAGGCCAUGGUGUUACUGUGGGAAAGAAGAAAUAUUCAUCUCGUGAUUUUUCAACUCUUGAUACUGAACAUCAAACGACUGAUGUGGAUAGUGGAGAUGCCCCCGCAGCAAACAAAGGCAAGGACAUUUUGACCAAAUUGGGAGUUGACCUGAAGAAUAAUACAAUUGAAGAUAUUUCUGUUGGAGAUGCAAUUUGAAUAUUGCUGUUUCAUAUUUAUUUUAUAAUUGUUGUUGAUGGUAGAUGGUUAGAAAAAAGUUUAUGUUAGUAUUAACCUAGUUUUUUCAGUUAUCACCAAAGCCUAGAACUCUCCUAUAAACCACACUUGACAAUUAUCUAAUGCUUCAAUGUAGUAGCUAAAGGACAAUAAAAUAUAAUAGCAAUGAAUAAGAUAAAGAUAAAUUCCUAAUCAAUCAAUUUUUGUUUCGUGGCUUGAACAUGUUGUUUUAGGCAGAUUUUUUCACUUCAAUGGAGAAAGAUGAAUUUGAAUUUUAAGUUACCUGCUAGUAUUUUUUGUAUGUUUAAUACUGAUAUAUAAUUGGGAAAAUAACAUAGAAAGCAAUAUGACAUGCUCAAUCAUCUUCAACGUAAUUCAUUGAUUACAACGGAUACUGAUGUUACCUAUUGUUUAUGUAUGUGCUUAUUCAUUCACAUAUGGUAGACUUUAGCAUUUAGAGCAUAUUUUAGUAGACUACCAAACUAUCUGCUUUAUCAUGGGGGUGAAUACUUUUUUAUCAACAGUUAUGCUCAUUGGUGACAGUUUUUAAUGGAUAAAUUUCCUCUUUUGUUGAUAUCAUAAAAGUUUAAAAAUUGGAAAGAAAUCAGUUUAACAUUUAUGUAGCAUACAUUUCCAAAUUAGUUCUAAAAAUAUGUGGAUAGUACUAAAUUCUAAUAAAAGUUAAGAUAGAACCACCCAGCUGCUUGCCUUAAUUUAUUUUCCAUUUUUUUUCAAGACUAAGUCAUUAGUUUGUAGAUUAGUUUUAGAUUUUUAUGAUAUAAUGUAUUUUUGGGUAAAACUGUAAGUGAAUUACUGUGUAUUAGUUUUAUAUAAUUUUACUGUGCUAAAUAUCUUUUUUAUUGAUAUCCAAAAUCCUAAUUCCCUUUUUUCUAUUUACCGAGUAAACUUUGCACAAGUUGGGACCAAACUAUUUUCUAGUGUAUAUUGAAAAUAUUCAAAUAUAUCUCAUUGAGCUGUUGCAAAUUGACUGCUAAUUCAAGGUGUCUCAGUUGUUUUUUGAUACACCUUCAAAGAUCAUUUAUUUCAAAUUUUUUUGUUACAAAGAAUGCAAAAAUCCUAAUUUCCAAAUUGUUCAAACUUUCUGUUUGGAUUUUAAAUCCUGAUAUUUAUGGGUAUUUCUAUACAUAUUUCAAUUGUUCUAUAGUAUUUAUAGUUAAUUUUAUCAUUGUGAAAAUUUCUUUUAAAAUACUCAAUGAAUUCACUUUAAAAACGAUAGGAUACUUUUUUCAAUAUGUCAAAACUAAUUUUGAAUGAUGUGUAGUAAAUAAGGCGUUAAUCUGACUUUUAUUUAAAAAGGAGUAACUUUAGUUUCAGUAUAAAAUAACACGAUUUUAUCCACUUUAUUAAUUUGAAAAGAAUAGUAAAGUUGAAGCUGUUUCGAUUCAUAUAUCCUUUCCUAGAUGGGAUCAUAUGUGAAUGUUUUCAUUUAAUCUUCACAAAAGUAUUUACCUGCAGUGUGACCUGGUUGUUAUCAUUCUUAAUAUGUUUGCUCUCCCCUAUUCUUAGUUUUCAUUUCUUUUAUGAGAGUGUUUUAUUUCAAGCCAUGCUUGCUCAAAGAUGAUCUCGGCUAUUCUACCACUGUUUUUGUGUUUGUUUAGUUUUUAGAGUUUCGUUGUUUCAGAACAUUUAGAAAUUGUUAUUCGUUGCUUCUGUAGUUCUAAUUUUUCAAUAAAAUCAAUUCAAUAAAA